Tupaia belangeri chinensis (Chinese tree shrew) is the source of this 1506-nucleotide messenger RNA. Its product is annotated as UL16-binding protein 6-like. NCBI's taxonomy places the organism in Eukaryota, Metazoa, Chordata, Mammalia, Scandentia, Tupaiidae. Gene Ontology annotation, cellular component: external side of plasma membrane. The transcript has 5 exons. The record is from RefSeq and is a predicted model, not a curated record. Gene Ontology annotation, biological process: immune response; positive regulation of T cell mediated cytotoxicity; antigen processing and presentation of endogenous peptide antigen via MHC class I via ER pathway, TAP-independent. Bases 51 to 794 code for a protein of 247 amino acids.
UCGGUCUCUUCGCUCCUGCCUUUCGCCGCCGCCCAGGGCCGCAGGUCCCCAUGACGCGUGUCGCUGAGCCCGGGAUCCUUCUGUGCGUGGCGCUCCUGCUCCUGCUGCCAGGCCGGACUUGGGCCAGGCGGGCCGACACUCACGCUCUUUGCUAUGACUUCACCCUCAUUCCCAGUCCCAGACCUGGACAAGGGUGGUGUGAAGUUCAAGGCCAGGUGGAUUGGAAGGUUUUCCUUUCCUAUGACUGUGGCAGCAAGGUCAAACCCAUCAGUCCCCUGGGGAAGAAGGUGAAUGGCACACGUGCCUGGGAAGAUCAGGUGAUUAUGCUGAGAGACGCUGGGGAGAUAUUCAAGGAGCGACUGCCUGACAUUAAACUGGAGGAUGAUGGGAACAGAGGGUCUCUCCCCCUGCAGGCCAGGAUGUCUUGUAAGUGUGAUGCCAGCGGACACACCACUGGGGCCUGGCAGUUCAGCUUUGAUGGACAGACGUUCCUCCUCUUUGACCCGGAGAAAAGAAUGUGGACAGCGGUUCACCACACUGCCGGAGGGAUGAAAGAGCAGUGGGAGAACGACAGGGAGAUGGCCAUGUUCUUAGAGAAGGUCUCACUGGGAGACGGCGGGAGCUGGCUGGAGGAGUUUUUGAAGUGCUGGGAGGAGGUGCUGGAGCCGACAGCACCACCAACCACGGCCCCAGACACAGCCCACGCCCAUGCCACAGCCAACGGGGCUAGACCCUGGAGCUUCCCUGUGAGCCUCACCAUCUCUGUCCUACUUUGUAUCUUCUGGAUCUUUUAGACUGACAGAUUGAAGAUGCCUCAAGAGCUCCUAAAAGUGUGAUCAAGUGGAUCAACUCUUCCUAUUGGUUUGCUGCUGGACCAGCACGUGCUAUUUUUCUCUAGACCACCAGCACCUCAGACUUGGCAUAUCCAGAGGCCUCCUGCCAGCCCCAAGAGUACUGUAGAUCUAAUACCUCACGCACUUUAUGACCUGUGGAUUAAUCUAGUCAGCACUUUCUUCCUAACAUGUCAUGCCAUUUUCUCUUGGUGCUCACUCAUGGAAUUCCUGCACUGAUAUAUUUUUUAAAAAGUUUAUAUUUAUUCCAUCAGGAAAUAAGUCAAACAUGAACUAGAGAAAGAUAGAGACAGAGAUACAGCACCUCUUAUAGGGCCUCGACACAGCAGUCCACCCCCAGUGUCAGCCAGCCUGGACCAUGUGUGCACACGUGCCCAGCAUACUCAGGGAGGUCCUGGACAUGGACGGACAACGCGAAUCUGCCUUGCAGAAUGUUGCAUUUUACUUCACCACACUCCUGCUCAAGGACCUAAACUUUUAAUGACUUGAAUGAGACAUCUCAACAAUGAAACAAAUUUCUGCUUUGGUUGUAGAUAAUCAGCUAUUUCUCUGGACCAUGACCAUGACUAAUGAUACUGCUUGUAAAUAUAUUAACCUUGGGACCAGCAGUUAGCAUAAUGGCUAUGUUGCUGAACUCCUACAUAGUCGACUGUGA